This is a messenger RNA of Pieris macdunnoughi, 2490 nucleotides long. The record is from the annotation of a GenBank genome assembly. NCBI's taxonomy places the organism in Eukaryota, Metazoa, Arthropoda, Insecta, Lepidoptera, Pieridae.
AUGCAUGCACUGCUUGUGUUUAGCUCGUGUUUUGUUGCAUGCAGGUCUAGAAGGGCGUCCCAGCAGCUGUCCCGGAGCGCUGAAAGUAUUGAUCAGUCAUACAAAAGGUCCAAAAGCCGAUCUGUGGACCAUGGCUUCGCGCCGCCCUUCGACCUGGAUUCCCUGCGGUCGAAGGUUGAGAGCCGAUUUGAUGCUGUACAGAAAGACGAGGAUGAGCAUGCCAAGAGGUUACCACCCCCACCCCCUAUUAAAACUGUGACGUACACGGUUCGUGACCGGGACACUCUGACGUCAUUGGCUGCUCGCUUCGACACCACGCCCUCCGAGCUGACCAAACUUAAUCGACUGGCCACGCAAUUCAUCUUCCCAGGACAAACACUUCUCGUCCCGGAUAAAAGAAAAGAUGGCGAUAAGGAGUCUGAUGGCCCUUCAGAAAGCGGCGAUAACACGUCGGAAUCUACUCAAGGGGCACCGAGCGAGCCAGCGCAAGAAAAAGAAUUGUUGGACAAUUUGAGGCCGGGUUCACCCGAGGCGCCGACCAGCAGUGCUCCACAGAGGUUCUUGAAGAUCAAUGUGCGACACAUUACUGAUGGACAGGGAGUUGUAUCCGGAGUGCUCCUUGUCACACCAAACGCAGUUAUGUUUGAUCCAAACGUUUCCGAUACACUGGUGAUGGAACACGGCCCUGAAUCGUACGGUGUAAUUGCGCCAAUGGAGUACGUUGUGAAUGCGGCCAUAUUUUAUGAUAUUGCGCACAUGCGCACGCACGGGCCCGAUCAUAAUGCGCACAAAGUGGAGCAAGCUGAAAUAUAUUAUAUGAAUAAACCCGAGCAUUCACCUGGCAAGGACUCACUUCUAGUCAAAGACGAAACGUUCCCCGAGCUGCAGGCAGCCAGCGGGGACGGUGAAGGGGGGGAAGAACGACCUGCUUCGACUGAGGAAGAGAGAGGUGGAGCAGCCUUCCCCAAAGCCUUUGAGAGGGAGUUGGUCACACCAACUUUACAGCACCAAACAGCCGAAGAGAGGCGGAAGUCUUUGCUAGACCACCACUGGGCUAUCCCGAGUAAAGACAGAAUGUCUAUUGAUCAAGGAAGUGAGGUAUCAUCAAGCGCAGACCAUGGUAAAGAAGAGAGCUUGGAAGUAUCAAUGGCAGAAGGAGUGGAAGGUGCUGAAGGCUCCGAUGUUGACCGUGCAGCCUCCGCUGAAGGAGAUGAUGCCGCUCAUCUUGUGAAACUUUCCUACCACGAUUCUGGGAUUGAUAUACGCGAUCCAAUACUGCAUGUGACACCAGCUAAUGCUAAAAAGGUAUACAGCGACGCUGAUAUAGUACUAUCUGCUGACUGGGUCCCACCGGUGUGUUUACCGCGCACGGAGCCGCCCCUUUCCGCCCCACCUCUCGGUGAGAACGACCGCGCACAACGCAAACCAGCAGCUGUCUCUUUCUCGCUUGACGGAAAUCAGAAGGAUGAUCCUUCUAAGCCGGAUAAGAAGAACAAGAUGUUAAAGCGUCUAUCUUACCCGUUGUCAUGGGUGGAAGGUUUGACUGGUGAAGGACAGCCUACAGGUCCAGGCUCUCAAGGCGACUCGUUGCCAACGUCUGCUGACAGCCAACACUCCACCAGCGUCUUCUCCAAAGUAUUUAACAGUUCGCCAAUGAACCUAGUGGAGUUUGGUACUGGUUUGUUCCUGAGUAAAACUCCAUCGGAGGAGGCGCCGCAUGAGGCGCUGUCUGGGCGCAGCUCCUUGGGCGGUUUCGGACGUUCUCACACCAAAGCAAACAUAUUGCCUCAACCGAAACUCGACUACCGAAGCAUGGUGUCCGUUGAUGACAUGCCAGAUCUAUUUGCGUCUUUCGAUAAAUUGAUCCCGCGACCAGCUCGCCCAAGCGAUGACCCACCAUUGUACCUCCGCUUGCGCAUGGGCAAACCAGCGGGACGCCCUUUGCCGCGAUCAACACCGCUUAUGUCCUACGGGCGGAAACGUAUGAAGCCGGAAUACUGGUUUGGAGUGCCCAGAAAUAGGGUGGACGACUUAUUCAAAUUCCUAACACAUUGGGUCCCAGACCGAUACGGCCCUCUUGGGGACGUGUCCGCUAAAGGCUAUGAGCUCAUAGACAGCGACACCGAGUGGGAUGAUGACGAAACCAAACCAGGACAAAAGGAACGAACUGGAAGUAGUGGCGAUGUUUCUGAUCUUACAAGGGAAUCAUGGGAGCUGCUCAAGGCGCCCUACGUGAAAAUAUAUUCGAUUAUGAAGAGCCAAGCCGAAGCGCUGGGCGACUCACUCGGAGAAGAACCUCAGCCAGAGACUAUGAAAUGGAUAGAGAUGGUGCGGCUCGGACCGACGUCGCCAGAUAAGCCGCCAGCAUACGAACCCGAAAAGAUAACAGCUGAUACUGAUACACAAAGUGAACAGUCAGUCGCAGUUCUGCUAUUGAUCCUAGCUACUCAAGACAUACCGUACCAAUAUGUGUUUGGUUUAAAGGCGUAA